Oryzias melastigma (Indian medaka) is the source of this 2000-nucleotide messenger RNA. It is a transcript of the gene mblac1, whose product is annotated as metallo-beta-lactamase domain containing 1. Bases 732 to 1394 code for a protein of 220 amino acids. The record is from RefSeq and is a predicted model, not a curated record. The transcript is spliced from 2 exons. Lineage: Eukaryota; Metazoa; Chordata; Actinopteri; Beloniformes; Adrianichthyidae.
AAAAACAAAAGCAGCAAUUAUCAGUGAAAAUACAACCCAUAGAACAAAAAGAACAUGAAAAACAUUCAGAUGUUUAUAUUGUCUGUCUAGCCUACACAUGAUAAAGAAAAUGUUUCCUUUGACGCCACCUUAAGGUCAAACUUAUUUUUAGAAUCAGCAUCAAAAUCUGCAAUCAUCAGUCUGAUGAAGUGGAUGAGAGGGGAAACAUUUCAAGAAUGAAGAUGCAAUGACUCAACUUAAAAACAGAUUCAUCUGGAUGAAUGAGAACCUAAAGUUAAGGGCAAUUAGUUGUCACACACCUAGGUGGGUGAAAUCCGUUCUCUGCAUUUGAUCCAUUCCCUGGGAGAGUGGUGAGCUGCUGAUACAGCUGCAUUCAGGAGACAUUUGAUAGUUUAACCCCCCAAUCCAACCCUUUAAUCCUGAGUGUUAAGCAGGUAGCCAUCGAGUCCCAUUUUUAGAGAUUUUGGUGUGACUCCUCCUGAAGUUGAACUCACAUCCUUCCCGUCUCAGGGCGGACACUCUCCCACAAGACCACUGUGCUGGUCAUCACUGACAUUUUAUUUCUAUUUCUGUUAUUACAUUUUUUUAAAUUUAUAGCAAAGCUUUUAUUUGGAAAAGACGGAAACUGGCCUUAUUUAUGCUUUUAUUGUGACGCGCUAACCGGAAACUGCACUAGCAGCUCGAUAUUUUGCAUAAACAUUCUAAAGAAGAAGCACGUGUGUUUUCAGCCGAUGGAUCCAGACUCGGCUCUGGUUCCGGUUCGGCACCAGAGAAUCUGCCUGACAGAGACUGAGCUGGACUUCUCCGGUACGCGGUACUCGGUGUCGGUUCUGAAAGUGGGCUACUGCGUUCCUCAGAGCGACGGCACGUUCAAGGCGGACGGAACCAUCAGUCUCAUUCGGGGUCGCAAGACGGUUCUGGUGGACACCGGCGGGUCGUGGGACCGGGACUUCCUGCUCCGGGCUCUGGAGGACAGAGGGCUGCAGCCGGAGGACGUGCAGAUAGUCGUUGGCACCCACGGACACUCGGACCACAUCGGGAACCUGAGCCUGUUUCCCGCAGCCCUGACGAUUGUGGGCUAUGACGUCAGCGAGGGGGACACCUAUCGACCCUCGGGUCUGGCGGAGGGACACGCCCACUUGGUGGAUGAACACGUGUCCGUCAUUCCCACCCCCGGACACACGGGUCAGGACGUGAGCGUGCAGGUGAGCGGCACGUCUGCAGGAGCCGUGCUCAUCGCGGGGGAUCUGUUUGAAAGCUGCUCCGAUGAGGAGACGUGGAGAGGCCUGAGCCUGAACCCUGCCCUGCAGGAGGCCAGCCGCCAGAGGGCGCUGCAGAGCGCAGACGUCAUCAUCCCGGGACAUGGACUUCCUUUCAGAGUCCUGAGGAGCUGAGGCACCUUUUUCAUUUCCACAAACAAAGUUAAAAACACAACAAAGCCCAAGGAGCAGAGGGAGUGCAGUCACACACUGAUGUGAGUGAAAGAUCUGAAGAAAUUGAAGAUCUGGACUCUGUUGAAACUCCUGAGGAGUUUAAUAGAAUUAUACCCAGAAGUGAGGAGUUAUGUAACCAUUCACAGCUUCAAAGUCCGGAUCAUUUGUGAUAAUCAAUUGUGAUAUCUGAAAUAAAAACCUCUGUCUGACCUCACAGCUCUAUUAAUAGAUUAACGAUGGAACUUCAAAGAAAUCCAUCCACACCAACACAACAGUUCCAGCCAAAAAUGUCAAUCUUCGGAUCUAUUUUCAAAUAUUUUAAUUAUAAUUAUGCAGUUUUUGGUCAAAGUUCCAAAACCUGUUGUUGUUUAGGACAUAGUUUCUGCAGAGCGGCAGGAGUCCCUUUAAAAAACCAAAUCCACCUCUUUGUUUGCCCUCCCUGUUGCUGAGCGCUCAGAGCAGGAAGCUGUGGCCUGUCAGUGUAUUUUAUAUGUCACUAAUACAAUCUGUAUUUGUUUUGUCUGAUUCUGAUUCACAAGGAUUUGAGUAAAGAAAUACUCAGAAAUA